AUGGGGAGUGGGCAGCUUCAGAGGCUGUUCAGCAUUGUGAGGCCUCGCCUGGCAUUUUCCUGCUACCGGAUUCUGACUGGGUUUAGUGGCACGGAGCUGAGAGAGAUUUCCGGUUAUGUCUCCGGAUGGGGAUUGACAGGGAAGAGAGGAAAAUCUGCAAAGCUGAAGUUUGGAAUCAUUUCUAUUCAGCCUCGUGAUAAAUGUCGGAAAGACGAUCUGGAUGAAAGUCAGCUCUGUGCCAAAGGAGAUGGAGUGGAUGCAUGCCAAGGGGACUCCGGUGGUCCGUUUGCAGUCAGGUUCAGAGAGCGAUGGAUCCAGAUUGGGAUUGUGAGUUCGGGAUAUGAUGCCGCCUGUUCAGCUGACAACAUGGGAUACUACACCAACGUGGUCAGGAUGAUGGAGUGGGUCAGGGAAAAGGUCACCGACCUCCAGUUCGAUUAGUGUUUGAUCCCUGGGUUUAACCAUCGUUCAUCAUUGAUGAUCUGAGACCUUCAAAAAAACAAAGCUUCACGAAAGGACAGCACCCUCCCCUUUCUCUCCCUCUCAGGGAGGUAUCUGUACACUGACUGGUGUCUCUCAGCCCCUCUCUCUCUCAGGGAGAUUUCUGUAGACUGA
Messenger RNA from Carcharodon carcharias (great white shark), 615 nucleotides. RefSeq names its product vitamin K-dependent protein C-like. Gene Ontology annotation, biological process: proteolysis. Bases 1 to 441 code for a protein of 146 amino acids. NCBI's taxonomy places the organism in Eukaryota, Metazoa, Chordata, Chondrichthyes, Lamniformes, Lamnidae. Gene Ontology annotation, molecular function: serine-type endopeptidase activity. The transcript is spliced from 5 exons. The record is from RefSeq and is a predicted model, not a curated record.